This is a messenger RNA of Xenopus laevis (African clawed frog), 560 nucleotides long. RefSeq names its product targeting protein for Xklp2-B-like. Bases 117 to 377 code for a protein of 86 amino acids. The transcript is spliced from 4 exons. NCBI's taxonomy places the organism in Eukaryota, Metazoa, Chordata, Amphibia, Anura, Pipidae. The record is from RefSeq and is a predicted model, not a curated record.
CUGUAGGUCUGACAAGGGAUGCUAGGAUUUUUAGACCAAGUGACCAAUGCAGAAAAUAUUCCCCCGGACCAGAAACCGCUUUCCGAGACUUGUGUAAGUGCUGGUCAGCCAGGCAGAUGUCUAAGAAACAUCGGAAGAAGAUCCUCAUAAAAAUGAAGGAGACCCAUCUGGAAACAGAAACCGCACAAUCUGAAUACUCACCAUGCAAAAAACUAAAAGGAUCCAGUACUAAAGACAGACACACUCCAGUAAUCAGGGGCCAACCCACAAGCAGCCAUCACGGCACCACCUCUCCAAAACUGAAAGCCCAAUUGACCAUGCCCUCAUCUCCAACUGUACUGAAGUAUGUCUGCGCUGUGCCAGCCACUGAGUGCUAAUCUCAGCAGUAGAUAACCUGAUAGUAAUAGUGUGACACAGCAACAGGGACCUUUUAUGAUAGGUUGGGACUCUUGACACAACAAUAUGUGCCCCUGGUUGGCUAGUGGAAUAGAUAUAACGUGGAGCUAAUUGCAUCUGUGUGCCAAUUUUGUUUUUUAUAGCUAAUAAAGUGUAUGUAACCU